AUGGACGCGCAAGCUGUUCUUCGGGGUCUUCUUGUCCUAAUUGUAAAUGUUGUCCUCACUGCAGCCGAGUUUAACAGGGUGUGUUUCUAUAGCGGCUGGUCACUUUAUCGGGACAGGAAGUUAGGUCUGGCCCCUGAAGACAUCGACCCCUACCUCUGUACCCAUAUUGUGUUCGCCUAUGCUACUCUUGACGACACAGGAACUCAGCUGCGGGCGCCGGACGGCUAUGAAACUGAGGAACUUAAUCUGUUCCGGAGGUUCCACAGCAUGCGUUCCAAGAACGAGGACCUGACGAUGAUGUUGUCAGUUGGAGGCUGGGCCACUGACAGUAAAUUGUUUUCUAAGACCGUUUCCUCGGAGGCAAAUAUGCAGCGCUUCGCCGAGGAAGCCAUAAACUACCUUCGUAAACACGACUUCGACGGCCUGGAUAUCGACUGGCAGUUCCCGGCUACUCGAGGAAGUCCACCAGAGGAUGUACAGCGCUUCUACAGAUUCUUGAGGCUGCUCCAGUGGGAGUUUGAGCACGAGGAGGAGCCAGAUGACAAAAGUACCCUCAUCCUUACCAUCUCUGUUGACCCCACGGUAGAGCGGGCCUCGAUGUCAUACGACCUACCUAGAUACUCCAGGUGGGUGAACUGGAUAAACAUGAAGAUGUUCGACUUCUAUGGCCACUGGGACGACCCUAGUAUUGCAAAUCACCACAGCGCCCUCUACAGUGCUCACGAUCCCAAGAAUGUGAACAACCUGAGCCGAUACUGGGUAAACAAGGGAGUACCACGUCACAAGAUUGUAAUAGGUCUACCCAUGUUCGGGCGCUCCUUUACUCUAGCCAACACCAACUAUACACAACCCGGAGCGCCAACCAUCGGUGCAGGCUCCGAUAACGGAGACGGAUAUCCCAUUUCUCAGCUUUGUCACCUGAUCAAAAACGGCGCAAGAGAAAUGAUGAUUUCAGAUAAGCGUGUGCCUUACACAAUCGUUGGGGAUGAGUGGAUCGGUUACGACAACCCCGAGAGUAUCAAACAAAAGGCUCGCAUCGUCUUCAACAACUUCCUUGGUGGCAUCAUGAUAUGGACCUUAGAUAUGGACGACUAUCGUGGCGCGUGCGGUAGGCCUUAUCCUCUCAUGAACGCUGCCCUGGACGGUCUUCACGCGCGUCAUGGUUAUAAUGAACUCAUCACAAAUGCCAAGCAGGACCAGGCCCAACAGGCAGCCGCUAAGAAGGAAAUAUAUCGACAGAGGGCACUCGGCUGGCAAAUGCAGGACCAACAAGAAAAGAUUCAUAGCCAACAAAGAGGGGGUCGUGGGCGGGGCUGGUGA
Molecule: messenger RNA, 1320 nt
Organism: Ylistrum balloti
Lineage: Eukaryota; Metazoa; Mollusca; Bivalvia; Pectinida; Pectinidae
Product: putative chitinase 1
Exons: 8
Coding region: 1-1320 (439 amino acids)
Biological process (GO): chitin catabolic process; carbohydrate metabolic process
Cellular component (GO): extracellular region
Molecular function (GO): chitin binding; chitinase activity
Source: RefSeq, a predicted model, not a curated record